This is a messenger RNA of Teleopsis dalmanni, 2169 nucleotides long. Its product is annotated as protein zwilch-like. NCBI's taxonomy places the organism in Eukaryota, Metazoa, Arthropoda, Insecta, Diptera, Diopsidae. Gene Ontology annotation, biological process: protein localization to kinetochore; mitotic spindle assembly checkpoint signaling. The record is from RefSeq and is a predicted model, not a curated record. Gene Ontology annotation, cellular component: RZZ complex.
GAAUCAAAAAGUACUUACGCGUUCAAAUCAAAUUUAAAUUAUAUGUCAACAGAAUUUUUGUUGCUCAGUGUAAAAUUUGAGUCUUCAAUUAAAUUUGUGCAACGACCUCUGGUGGCUAUAAAUAAACAUUUGCAAUUUGAAUUAAUUUUAUCCGCGACUCACAAACAGGCGCCAUUAUUAAAAUAAAAACAAAUUCUUUGACAUUUAUUUGUUAAUAACUAAGAAUAUGCAUUGUUGUUUGGGGAAUGUAUAUGAAUUUCUAGAGACAAGAUAUGGUAAUCAGUAUAAAAUCGAACUUGGAACGCCAUCAACUUAUUUAAAUAAAAUAACUGGAGUAGGAGUGAAAGAAAAGAUAAUUUAUUGCUACAAUGAGGAACGUAAUAGACCAAACUUAAACAUCAUAUCCCCAUCAAAGAUAAAUAUAAAAGUUGGUAAAUGUGAAGUAGAUUUGGACUUGACGGGCAGUCCCCUAAAAGAUGAAUGUCUAGUGGAAUCCUUUAGUGAUAUGAGCUUAGUUGCAAAAUCAGAAACGGAUAAUCCUUGGGAACAUGAUGAAGAAGUACACAAAGGCAUAAAUGUGGAGAAAGUGUGCAAUAUAAUAUGCAACGAGGAGUUUCAAAAAUUAAUGAGCGGUGAUGCACAAGGUUCAGUGUGGUUUCUUUGCGAUGCUUUAGAUGCCGAAAAAACUUUGCUGUGGCAAUAUGAAUUUUUAGCUAAUAAUUUUAGUCGUGGAAUUGUAACAUUUCAAGGUAUCAUCCCCAGUUGUGAGGUAAACACACAAACCUUACUGCGUCAUCAUUAUGAUAUCACGCAUCAAGAAAAUCGUGUGGAGACUACAAUUGAAAACACUUAUCAGAUCAAAUCAGACAUUGAAUUGUUCUGCUCUUGGACAACUACUGCUAAAUUACCAACAUUAAUAGACUUAAAUGCAAGUAAUGAUGUAGUUUUAACACAAAUUUUUCGCUUUGACUGCUGUGGUACAAGCACAAAAGAUCUACUAAACCAAUUAAAUAUUUUAACAUACAUUAGAGAUGAUAUAGUAGCGCACAAAAAAGCGAAUCUAUCCGAAAAUAAUGCAGAACCAGUUUAUCGUUGUGGACGUGGCAUUGAUAUGCAAGAUCUACGUGAUAGCGUAACGCAGGUCAUGACGGAAGUUUCUGGCAUUGCAGAUUUUGAACAGAACCUUAUAGAGAGUGAUAUUGAGGAAGUCUUGGAAAAGAGCAAAGGCAGAAAUUUAUUUGAUUUAACGGAUAAGUUAUGGGACAUAUUAAAAUGCUGUUCAUCAUAUAAGGAACUAAAAUUGGGAUUUCAUGUUGUGUUUCAAUGUGCAGCGCGUUGUAAUAUUAUGAAAAUACCAACGAAUAAAAAUCGAUUGGCUGAAAUCAUUACCGAGGUUGCAAAUCGUCGCCUAGCUAUACCAUGUUUGACUGGCUCAGAGCCACUGGAAUUGCUACUGGAAAUUGGAUUGCAAAAGCUAUACAAAGAUUAUGAGUACAUUUUUACUGAAAGUAAACUGUGCAGCGCCAAUAUUUUAAAACAAAAGAAUGUGGUAGAGAAGGAAAAUGAUGCAUUCGUAUCGAAUAUACGUAAAUCAUUGAAAAAUGCUGUACGCGUUGAAGCUCCGCCGAUUGCUAGAAAGACUUUAUUGUAUAAAAAUGUUGAGAAGACUAAAAAGCUAAGCAUUGAUAGUAUAGGGUUUAAGAAUAGCAAUUUCAGUGAGAACGAGAGUGGCAUACAUCUGGCAAAAUUACUCCAGACACAUUGCAUUUUAGAACAUCUGUUAAUGAUACACAUACAUCUUAAUAUAAAUAACUCUGUGUCCAGGGACAUUUGCAGUAAACUCUUGAAAAGACCAUUGAAACCUUUUGAGGGAAUAAACGAUACACUAACAGAUAAAAUUGAAAUAGCUCUGCCUGCACAUAGUUUAAGCGAAUAUUUAGUUGGCAAGGAUCCCUAUAAACGCCGCAUAACCAUGGUAUCCUGUACUGAAUUACGUGAAGUUCAAUCCACAUUUUUUUAUUCAAUGGAAAAUAUUUGUCCUCCAAUUGUAGCCGAAAACUUUAAAACUGAAGAGAAAGAAUUUGUCAAAGAGAAUACUUACUAUCAUUGGAUUUAUAAUAAAAUUAAAAGUCGAAAAUAGUAAGGAUUUUGGAUGUCUGCCAUGUCUGA